CCGGCGCGGCGAGCGGCGCGGCGGAUGGAGAGUCUGGCCGCGGCCAGCGGCGCCGCCUCCUCGUCGCGCCGGGCACGGCGGGCCGGGGCCUUUGUGUGAGGCGGCGUCGGCGAUGGUGCUCGGGCCCCGCGGAGCCGGAUGAACUGUGCUGAUUAGGAGGCAACUUCCUAGAAGCUGCUAAAAUGGGCAUGAGGAUCAAGCUGCAAAGCACCAACCACCCCAACAACCUGCUGAAAGAACUCAACAAGUGCCGGCUGUCGGAGACCAUGUGCGAUGUCACCAUCGUGGUGGGGAGCCGGUCCUUCCCGGCCCACAAGGCCGUCCUGGCGUGCGCAGCCGGCUACUUCCAGAACCUCUUUCUCAACACGGGGCUUGAUGCUGCCCGGACCUACGUGGUGGACUUCAUCACCCCUGCUAACUUCGAGAAGAUUCUGAGCUUCGUGUACACCUCCGAGCUCUUCACAGACCUGAUCAACGUCGGCGUCAUUUACGAGGUGGCCGAGCGCCUGGGGAUGGAGGACCUCCUCCAGGCCUGUCACGCCACCUUUCCCGACCUGGAGAACACCGCCGUUGCCAAACCCCUGAGCGGCACCAGUGACAGCCACUCCAGUGCGCUGAACUGUGGCUCGGUAGAACCCGCUCAUACCCUUGCAGAACUCCGUGGUAGCGGGGAGCACUUCGCCCCGGAUAGGAGCUACGUGUUGUCCGGCGAUGCCGGAGGAAACUAUAAAGAGGAAGAGAGAAGUGGCACCGGUGACACUAACCACAGCUUGUCUCUGCCGCAGCAGCCGCUGCCCCCAAAGACAGAAGAUCACGAUACGCCGGCUUCGUUCGCGUCCCUUCCUAGCGUGGGGCCACAGGCAGUCCUCAGCACGGUCAGUCUGGGCAUCCAGACCAGCACAGGCGCCUGCCUGCCGUUCAAGGUGCAGAGCAACGGCGACUUCAGUAAAAACAGCUGCUUCAUGUCCGACAGCGCCAUCGACAUUACCACGGGGGCCAACUCCUGCCUGAGCAAUAGCGACUCCUCGAAAGACCCGGGCUUUGGUCAGGUGGACGAGCUCCAGCUGGAGGAUCUGGGGGAUGACGACUUGCAGUUUGAAGACCCCGCUGAGGAAAUCGGCGCCGCCGAGGAGGUCAUUGAGCUGAGCGACGAUAGUGAAGACGAGCUGACUUUCGGAGAAAACGACAACCGAGAGAACAAGGCCAUGCCCUGCCAGGUGUGUAAGAAAGUCCUGGAGCCCAACAUUCAGCUGAUCCGGCAGCACGCGCGGGACCACGUGGACUUGCUGACAGGCAACUGUAAGGUGUGUGAGACCCACUUCCAGGACCGCAACUCUCGGGUGACCCACGUUCUGUCCCACAUUGGUAUUUUCCUCUUCUCCUGCGACAUGUGUGAGACCAAGUUCUUUACCCAGUGGCAGCUCACCCUCCACCGCCGGGACGGAAUAUUCGAGAACAAUAUCAUUGUCCACCCCAACGACCCCCUGCCCGGGAAGCUUAGUUUGUUUUCUGGGGCGUCCUCCCCAGAGUUGAAAUGUGCCACCUGUGGGAAGGCAUUGGCCAAAGAUUUCCAUGUGGUCCGGGGCCACAUCCUCGAACACCUGAACUUGAAGGGCCAGGCCUGCAGCGUCUGUGACCAGCGCCACCUCAACCUCUGCAGCCUCAUGUGGCACACGCUCUCACACCUCGGCGUUUCGGUGUUCUCCUGCUCCGUCUGCGCGAACAGCUUUGUGGAUUGGCAUCUCCUGGAGAAGCACAUGGCCGUGCACCAAAGCCUGGAGGAUGCCCUGUUCCGCUGCCACCUGUGUGGCCAGAGCUAUAAGUCGGAGGCGGCCUAUCGCUACCACGUCAGCCAGCACAAAUGCAACAGUGGCCUUGAGGUGCGGCCGGGCGUGGGGCUCCAGCACCCCGCUCUCCAGAAGCGCAAGCUGCCCGCCGAGGAGUUCCUGAGCGAGGAGCUGGCUCUGCAGGGCCAACCCGGGAACAGCAAGUAUAGCUGCAAGGUCUGUGGGAAAAGGUUUGCCCACACAAGCGAAUUUAACUACCACCGGCGGAUCCACACGGGCGAGAAGCCGUACCAAUGUAAGGUGUGCCACAAGUUCUUUCGAGGCCGCUCGACCAUCAAGUGCCACCUGAAGACACACUCGGGGGCUCUCAUGUACCGCUGCACGGUCUGCGGCCACUACAGCUCCACCCUUAACCUCAUGAGCAAACAUGUCGCUGUGCACAAAGGCAGCCUCCCGCCCGACUUCACCAUCGAGCAGACCUUCAUGUACAUUAUCCAUUCCAAAGAGGCAGAAAAAAACCCGGAGAGCUGACUGGGUCCCAACAGAGACCGGGGAACUCCCAGGAGGGAGCCUGGACGUUGAUUUGCUAAUGGCUGUUGGUCCCUCACCAGCCGGUUACAGUUUUGCCUUGCUAGGAAUUCGGUUCUGUCGUGUGUAAAGGAAGAAGAAAGAGCACAUAAGCUGUCACUGUUCUUGAGAAGCAAUGGACCUAUCAUGUUUACCUCCUUAUUCUCGCCCACGAAGGGCUUUUUUUUUUUUUUUCUCUUUUGAGGCAAAUACUGGGGUCUUGUUAGGCAUUUGGUGUCAACUAGAUCCCCUUUCCCAGCCUCUUGAGUUUUAGUUUACUGAUAGGUUUUAUGCUGCUAAGAUGCCAACCAACAGCCUCACUGAAUAGAGGAGGUGGAGAGAGGUUUUCUCUGUGGGUACUUCUGCCAGACUUCAACUGGGACAGCCAGCUCUUGGGAGCAUGUUGGGAAUAUGGUCAUUCAGAGACAGAUCAACAGGGCCCAAUGGUCACUAGUCCUUACCACAGAAAAGGCAGGAGGGUCGGAGGAGUCUGCCUGUUCCACAGUUUUAACCUGCUGAUGGAAAGUAGAAUAUUUUGACAGCUACAGCCCAACUGAGGACAAAGCUUUCUAUCUAGGUCACAAAGCUCUGGGCAUGAGUCCUUACCAGCCAGAAGAGCUGUCCUGCAGUGCUACCAGAACUGGUGGCCUGGAUGGGCGGGAAGGGAGCUCUUUUCUCCUCAUUUCCAAAGAAAAACUUUUAUAGAAUGAUGCCCAGGACACGAGGUCAUCUUUGUGAGGCAGAGAGGACAGGGAGCCACUUUGAUAGAGUCAUUUGUCAUUCUGGCCAUCUCUGUUGACCUUGCGUUUUCAGAUGGGGAGGCGGGGAUGUCUGCUAGCAGCCUUGCCUUAAUUCAGAUCCCGUCUCACAGAUGUGUUUGACCUCUCGUGUAGAUGAGAAGAUUCCAGGAGGUGGUGGAAUGGGGGACUGUGAUCCUUUCAGGAUUUAAAGCACCCGAGUAAUUGGCGUAUAGCAGGUUGCGCAGUAAUCUGUUUAUUCGAACCGGGCUUUUGUAGCUCUCUAUUGACCUGCUGGAAUUAAUUUAAUCGUGGCAUCUCCACCAGGGGGCACUCUUACACAGCAGCUGAUUUGGGCCCUCACUAGGUGAGUAGGGAACUUGACUCAGACCAGGUGGAUGGUUGGCUCUUGGUUGGCUUUUGAGGGGGGGAGGGGGCUUGCCCAAAGAAGGCUUGAGGGAGAGGGCCCUCAGAUUUUGCAUACUCACAAGGUGGCACCUCAGGACCUCAUACUACCUCAUUUUGCUCAAGUGAGCUCUGGGAGUUCCUGGUCUUGGCCCUGAACUACCUGGGGGGGCUGGACUCGGCGGCGCCCGGGCUGGUUCACAAGCAGGUGGUUUUAAUGAACCCACAAAGCCUUUUUGGAUGUUAAUAUUUAUUUAUUUUUGUUUUCGUAUACAUACUAUCCAGCAUCUCUUGGGUAAGAGAUUUCAGGAAAACGAGUCCUCCCUAGUGGGUAGGCGUAUUCCAGGGGAUGGUCCUGGCCAGAGACUUGGGAAGCAGAGUUGCAUGAGGGGAGAAUGUGCCAAGCUUUAAAGAAGCAAAUUCUUUUUUUUUUUCGGAGUCUCUUGCAGAACAGACCCAAGGAAUUCUUUAAGCAAAUGGAUUUAAGCUCUAGGAAGUUGAGCUUAUUAAGUCCCUUGUUAAAUUCCUAAGCCUUUUUGUCCCUGUUCCCUCUGGGAUGGAGUAGGUUGGGGACUGGGUGGUUGAGGGGGGUCAGAUCACACAGAAGUCCUCUUGGCUCAAGUCCUCAUCCUUCCUAAUCUUGGGAAGCUGAAUGCAGACAUCCAGGUGAAGCAAAACUCCAUCUUCGCUGGACCUGCUGCCCCUUCCCUAGCUCUCCACUUGAGGUACAUGGCUUUGUUGGGGUGACGGUUACCUGAAAACUUAGAUGAGUGGCCACCAGAUGGUUUCAUCAUUAAAACCCAACCCUUGGGGGCCAGAGAUGGCGUAGUAGGUAGGGCAUUUGCCUUGCAUGCCGCUGACCCUGUUUAGCUCCUUGGCACUGCAUAUGGUCCCCUGACCCUCAACCAGGAGUGAGUCCUGAACACAGCCAGGAGUAAACACUAAGCACCUCAAAAUGUGGCCCAGUAACCAAAGCAAAACAAAACACCCAGCUUGUUAAAUAAAUAUUCCUUUGGGAUAUUCUUGUCAAAGCAAUGCUGAGACUUCUCAUCCACGAUUAGCUUCUCCACUUCUGACGUGACGUACUAAGCUUUGCAAGGCUAAGGACUGACUUUUGAAUGCCUUUGAGAAUGCUGAAACUUGCAGCUGGCCAGGUGGCUGAGACGGGCUCAGUAAGCUAGGGCGACCUUUUUCCUAUGCAGAUGGCUUCGUGACGCUGGGUAAUAUGUAUACUUAACUUGAAACUGUGAAAUUUUCCCUUUUUUUGCCAGUAAACCAAAAAAGCAAUCCUUGAUACGUUGCCCUGUAACACUAAACACAUAACUGCACCCCCUGAUCUCUCCCUGAGGCCUCGUGUUUGAUCAGGAGGCCCAGUAGGUCCCAGACAUGUAGCAGGGUCAGUAGCUCAAGACGCUCAUUGUCUAAACCCUGUUCCUCUCUUUGUUCCCCAUAGUCACACCCGGACACUUACUCGUUCCCUGUCUCUGCAUCCAGCUUUCCUCCUCAAUUGCUUUACUUGAAACACGUUGCUGUUACAUUGUGGCUGAGGGUGCUCUAAAGUACCUGAUGGAAUAUAUUUGUCUGAUACUAAGUUUUAAGUUUUUUUUCAGUCUGUUCAUUUGCUUUUGUUGUUGGCUAUUCCGGGAGCCAGGUUUAGAACGGUCCCUUGCUAGGCUGUUUUGAGGUUCCCUUUCAUCCUUGAAUAUCUCAUUUUCAGUUCCCUCCCUCCCCCUCGCCUCUUUUGUACUCAGGACUGGCUACGUAAUUUAUAGAGCCCCUUUAAGAAUUAGUAAGAAUUCCAAGAUGCCAACUGUAGAGCAUUAAGCCAAGCAUGAGAUAACUCCCAGCCUGUUUAUUAAGGGAGAAGGUAAUACUUUCAUGGCACAGACAGACAGCAGACACUACAUGUGACCAGAGGAGGGAAUCAUUGUCUCGGACGUCUCGAACCCUAUUUCGCCGGGUGCUCCUGGGAUCACCGAGGCAACAGCACCCUGGGAAGCUCUGCUCUACCACGGUAUUUGGUUCUAAGUUUUAAGACUCGGUGGAGUUCAUUGUUAGUUGGAAAGGAAGUAGGUGGGGAGUAGGAGUCCAGACCAGGUGACCCCCCCAAAAAAAGUAGGAAAUGGGGUAAAAAUUCUUUUUGACUUUCGAUCUAUCAGAGCCCAUUUGUCUCGGGGCAUUUGGGCCUAAUACCUGUGCUCCAGUCAGGUUUUUGCUACUGAUGACUUUUUUAUUUUUCCCUUCUCUCUCUUGAUUUCUAUGCUCUGAUCCCCAGCUCACUCCACUUUUGGAAGUGAAUUUAAAAUCGUUUGUAGGUGGACACUGCUUUUUUUUUUUUGCCUAGGGAUUGGCUGUGUGGGGGUCUGUGCUCACCAGGUGCUCCUCAGCCCUGCCCUGAAGGAGCCCCAAAGCAGGGCACACAGCGUUCUGUUCAGUGUGACACUCAUGAAGUCUUCUCCGAGUGAGAUGAACCUUUCGGUUUGGAUUAUUUAACACCCCUCACCCUCCUUGCCCACCUCUACUAGCUAAAGUCUAGUAUGGAACCGAGAAGAGUCGUUGACUUCUAAGAACUUCCAUUAAAUUAAGUACUGACCUCCUAAUAUUUAAGUGUUUACUAUCUAUUGCUGUAAAGUUUUGUAUAUUUUGUAAACUUUUUUCCCAAAUAGUAGAUGUCUAAAAUCGUACAUCUGAUUCUUUUAUAUUCCAUUGUUCGGCACAAAGUGUGGUUUUUAUUUAGAAUAAAAAAAAAGGAAAUUUGAAAAUGGAGUUUGUUUCCUACUGACCAUGAACACGCACACCCCUGAGUUCAGAGCGUCUGGGCCAACCACCUUUUCACCUGUAGCAGCUUGGCGGAGGAAGACGCCUGGCAGGUCGCAUAUUUUCCUUUCCUGUGCCUGGAAUUCCCCAGGGUUGACUUGUUGACCUGCUUUUAGUGGGGAGUUAAGCCAGGGACCCAGCCUCUUCAGGAGGAAACAUGAGAGCAGAGAAACUACGCUGAUAUCUCGUUGGACUAGAUAAUGCUGAGUUCAGGGUUUGGCCACUGCCAUUGAAUUUCCUGUGACAACCUAGGUCUUAGUGGAAGAGACAGAGGUAAACAGGAGGCCGAGGCCUGGUAUAAUUUUAAU
Molecule: messenger RNA, 6621 nt
Organism: Sorex araneus (European shrew)
Lineage: Eukaryota; Metazoa; Chordata; Mammalia; Eulipotyphla; Soricidae
Gene: ZBTB39
Product: zinc finger and BTB domain containing 39
Exons: 2
Coding region: 183-2318 (711 amino acids)
Biological process (GO): regulation of transcription by RNA polymerase II
Cellular component (GO): nucleus
Molecular function (GO): DNA-binding transcription factor activity, RNA polymerase II-specific; RNA polymerase II cis-regulatory region sequence-specific DNA binding; protein binding
Source: RefSeq, a predicted model, not a curated record